GGAUUACCUCCCUUGAUCAUCUAUUCUUACACGGAACAUAUUUAGUUAAAGUGCUAUUUGGGUGUUUAAUAACACUUUUGUUUACGUAUUAAAUCAUUAAAAGAAAAACAAAAUUCCAUUCCAAUCCACUUCAAAUACCUUUUCACUCAAUUUUGACUGUAUUCCAGUCAUUUUUAUCGCUCAAUCAUUUGGAUAAAUCUGAUAAUUACGAUGCUUCAUUUAAUGUGAUCCGUUUGGGCUUCCGUAUUUUUAGUUGCUGCAAGAAGACAUGGCGACAUCACCUCUUUGUUGAAGCCUUUAUUUUUUUGGCAUUAUGUCUUUAUUAAGCAGAUCAAGGAAUCGAUUAACCACUUCUACUCUCAACAGCGAACGUUUUAUCGAAGAAUACCAAAGUCACCGUCACAAACUGUCCACAGCUUACCAGUACCACUUAGCUGGACAUGAGCAGGAUUUAGACAUUGUUUCUUUAGACCACUGUUACGCAAAGCCAUGGAGUGCACAUCCCGAUGCAAGCAAUGCCAAGCCAUUGCGCAUGUUAUUCAUGCACAAAUUCCCUCGAAAUGGAGACAUAGAUCAAAAUUCAGUUGAUGAAGACCAAGUACUCGAUGUUGAAACCACAACCGUUAAAUCUUCACACAUUGGUGACCUGGCCAAGGCCCGAAACUUGAUGAAUGAAUGUGAAAGACAUGUCAACCUUGCUUACCCAGAUAAAGGUGGGGAAGAUUCUGAAGAACACAUAAGCAAAACAGGGUGGACCAUGCAGCAGAAGAGACUUUACAACAAAGUUAUGAAAGCCCUUCAUGUCGACCGAUUGGCCAGGCUAGCAUUUGAUGGAAGUAAUAAUGAAGCUGUCAUGCGAAGAAUUCAUGUUGAUAAAUCUGCCAAACGGAUACGACAAGCUUUGGCUAGCGAAAUAUGGGACCCCAAACUUAGUCAAUGGUUGCACAAUGUAUUGUUGGAGAACUUACCCCGUCAUUUGUUGGCUGCUUAUUUGGAUGUUCUGCAAACUCUGCGAGCUAAGAUUCCUACUCUUGUCGACCGUAUGAUUGCUCAGUCAGCUGCUAUCACUCGCCAGGGAUCAGCUGUUUCAUUGGAUGCCUUAAAUUUGCUCCUUAAGCGACCAUGGGACCCUGUGUAUAGCACUCUCAGCCAACAGAAACCUCGCAAGCUUCCUGGAAAUCCAUUAAUUCUUGUCGCUCCUAGUGGACCCACUUAUCCCAAUAAUAAUUAUUCAAAACGCACGAAAUUCUGUAUUACUCAACUCUCCAAUCUUGGCAAAGUGAUUCCUGUAACAAUGCACACAGUGAACGGCGGCAGUGGCGUUGGUAUAGCCCAGUGCCUUGAACAUAUGAUUGGAGCUGUACGCACCAAAGUUUUAGAGUUAAAAGGCCAUUUUCAGAACCGACCCAUUGUCUUGCUGGGAUGGAAUAUUGGAGCAUUGGUGGCAUGUCAUGUUUCAUUGGUGGAGAUGGUAUCAGCUGUGAUCUGUUUGGGUUUCCCACUCACAGGAAUCAAUGGUGGUCGUGGUGAUGUUGAAGAUCCACUCUUAGAAAGCAAGACAUCAACACUCUUUGUAAUCGGUCAACAUAGCAAUUCUUGUGAUAUCGAUGGCAUUGAAGAUCUUCGAGAAAAGAUGAAAGCUGAGAACAGUCUGGUGGUUAUUGGCGGGGCAGAUGACAAUUUACGGGUUUCAAGGGCCAAAAAGAAGCAAGAAGGAAUCACACAGUGCACAGUUGAUAGGUACAUUUUGGAUGAGGUAUCCGAGUUCCUUGGCAGUGUUUUGUCGCAAUCUGUAUCUCAAACGGAAAAUGCCGAACUGAUAGACAUUGAUCUGAAGAAAAAGAAACGCCGCAAAGUUUCUCGUGAAGCUGCUUCUUCAGUCAACAUGGAAGCGUUGUCUUACAGCAGCAACAAGUUCUCGGUUCGGUCUGAGAAUUCCAAAUUUAUACCUGCUUCGAAGGGAGCGACUGUGUCUCGGUUAUUGAAGGUGAUGCGUCAGACUCCACAACUAUCAGACAGUGCAGAGUCAAAAUUAGGAGAUGAGUCUUCAGAUGGGAGCAUAGCUGAGCCACAUUCACCUGCUAAGACUCAAGUUGUGGCACGUCGACAGACACAUCGGAAACGUCAGGCAUCAGUUUCACUGGCUUUUGAUUCAAACACCAAGAAGAGAAUAUUUCGCUUGGCAGACGGAUCCCCAUCAUCUCCACCUUUGACCACUUUCAAGUCUACAGCUGGGUCACCUUCGGUAUCAUCGUCUUCACCAUCUCCUGCUACUCUUCUUCCAGUUGUUUCCAGCGCUCCUGAGCUCAGCGGUCUCUUACAGUGUCCUCCUUCUAGUGCAAGCUACCUCACUAACUCCAAGCUACAGUCUUUAACUAGUGGCGGUGAGUUAGAUACAAAACCAAAGACAGCUUUAGUAGUCACCAAACCUGAAGCUCAAAACUUAAGCAUCGUCUCUACAGCUUCUCCCAUGACCUCAUCAAUUUUAUCUGAGCAGAAGCAUAGCAGUUCUUUGAACAAACCAGUUUCUGCACAGUUGUUUACUAAACUUCCUCAAGCAAGCUCUUCGCACAUCAGCCUACCCACUGGUUUGGGUUCCAUCUACACAGUUUCGCACACUGGUCCACGUGGUACCACUGUCCAUAUCACCACAGCUGCUUCUUCUCCACAAAUUCAGCAACUUCUCACCUCCAUAGCUAAGUCAAGCUGCAGUCCAAUAUCAAUCACUGUCUGCUCUGCAAAGGGAAGCAGUAGCAGCAGCAGCAGCAGCGCUAGUCAGACUUCAACCUGUCCCACUUUAAGUCUUGGUCAGCCAAUAACCACAGCCAGUGGUAAACCUAAAGCUGCCAAUUCUAACUCGGGACUCACAUCUGUUCAACAAAUCAGCAACAACAACAGCAACACAUCUGGCAUUAAAAUAAACCCACCAGACCAAGAGAAGGUACAGGCCAUACAGAAGCUACAGUUCCAUGACUUUCCUUUAACCACUGCAGUUUUGACUAAAAGCACAGGCACUCCAACAAUCACCCAGGCAAAAAUCCUGUGCAAUUCCCAACUAGACUUAGGCAAGCUACAAGCUUUGUCUGAAUCUGCCAGCGGCAAACAAACAACGCUUCAUAUUUCAUUGAACAGAGGCAAUUUAACGACUGCCGGUGGGAGCAUUUCUUCUCACAAUCUUUCUGGUAUCACAACUAUAGCCAAGUCCACCAACUCCACUUCCCUUACUUCUACAACAGCAGUUUCUUCUAUUCUGCCCAUGUCUUCAUCAAUGCUCUCUUCAGGUGCAUCAUCAACUGGCAACAUUAAGACAUCGUUGAUGUCCGAUGCAGUUGGUGAAUAUUUAGUAACCAAAUCCGAACCGCUCGGGCGAGUUUCUUCUCUCUUAGAAUCUGUUAAAACCAGAACUGUUGAAGUUGCUGGCACUUCAGUCCAAACUGGUCAGCCAUCAUUUAUGAGUUCCAGCAGUAUCAAAUCCUCUGUGGCCAUAGGUCAGCCAGUGAAACAAGUCACCUCCCCAAACACCACAGUGGUAACAUCAGUAGGAACCCUAGCCACCAUUGCUUCAGACUCUUCUUCUCUAACCGAUCCUCUUACUUCACGAACUGGCAUUGGUUUACCAAGAGCAAACAUUGUAUCUUACAAAGCCACACCCAAAACAGUCUUGUCAUCUACAGUAGCUGCCACAAGAACUCGCAGAAUCAAAACACCAAAACAAUAUGAUCUUUGAACUUCUGUUUUAUUUCCGAUUUUUAUCAUGUGCCUUGAAGACCGGAAGUGGGGGGUGGAAUGAAGUCCUUUUGAUCUCAGUUCUUCAGUUAAUCCCAAACUAGAGUGAUGGGAGAUUUUUUUUCUAACAAUGUAUCUGUAUAUGUAUUGAUGCAUGUGUGUUAUUGUAUAGUUAAGAAGUUCAUUUUAGAACCAUCUAGUUUCAGGUUCAAUCCUACUGCAUAGAAAGUGUCUUCUUGGAUAAAUGUCUUUGACUAUAAGGCCCUGCUGGACUAACCAAAUCCUUGUGAAUGGAUUUGGUUGGUUGAAUCUGCAGAAACUCAUCUACCAAAUUCACUAAACAAGGCACUGACCAGUUCUCAGUUAGAGAAGAUAUUUGUCCAGAUGCCAUACCAUGGGGCUGAACCCAAAGUCACAUAGUUGCAAGAACUUCUUAAUGGCAAAGCCAUACAUACACACAAGCACACAUACAAACACACACGCAUACAUACAAUCUAUAUAUGUGUGUAUUAAUGUGUGUGUGCAUGCUUGUUUGUGUCUUCUUGCUUGAUAACCUGUAUAGCUUUGUUUAUGUCCUCAUAGCGGUUCAGCAAAAGGAUAUCAACGUAAUAAGCACCAGACUUUACAAAAAAAAAAAAAGCAAAAUAAAAACAAGAAAAACAACAAAUGCUGAGAUCAAUUUGCUUGACUAAAAAGCAAAAAACAAAAACACCCUUUCCACAGAGUGCCAUGCUCCAGCAUGGCCACAGUCCAAUGAACAAAACAAGUAAAAGAACAAAAAGAAACCAAUGUCUGUAUUUUUUCCAGCAAUAUGUGAACGAAUGAAUUUCAUACCCUCUACUCCAACACACACACACACACACACUCUCUCUCUCUCGCUUCAGCCAUGUGCUUUAAUGUACAACAUUAAUCGUUAUCCUCUUAUGUGGCCAUGCUGGUGCACCGCCAGCAUGAUUUAGCCUCUGUCUUUUUAUAAGUAGUCUCCUGUGAGCUGUGGUGGCUUGGCUUGUCAUUUAAGGGCAUAAUACACUUGACCGGUCUGGUCUCCUGAUCAAUGCAAACUUCCCUCAGUCCGUGUAGCCGAACACUCUCGUAACCAAACCAAUUCUACAAUAAAAUAUAGAAAUGGAAACCAUUCUAUUUCAUACUCUUUUGA
Molecule: messenger RNA, 4882 nt
Organism: Octopus sinensis (East Asian common octopus)
Lineage: Eukaryota; Metazoa; Mollusca; Cephalopoda; Octopoda; Octopodidae
Product: KAT8 regulatory NSL complex subunit 3
Exons: 14
Coding region: 314-3727 (1137 amino acids)
Biological process (GO): positive regulation of transcription by RNA polymerase II
Cellular component (GO): NSL complex
Source: RefSeq, a predicted model, not a curated record